Gryllus bimaculatus (two-spotted cricket) is the source of this 1959-nucleotide messenger RNA. The record is from the annotation of a GenBank genome assembly. NCBI's taxonomy places the organism in Eukaryota, Metazoa, Arthropoda, Insecta, Orthoptera, Gryllidae.
GGCAUGAGCGCCCUGCUGGCGGCCCAGUACGCCGACCUGGACGCGAGGAACAGCUUUCUCAACGGCAACCUGGUGUUUUCCGCGAUGCAGGACCCCGCGCAGGCGGCCAACCUGCUCACCGCCGACAACAAGCAGCUCGACAUGCUGGAGAUCCCGGGCAAGGGCCGCUGCUUCGUCUUCAUAGCCAAGUACUCUUACGACCCGCUCUCGCAGUCGCCCAACGAGAACCCGGAGGCGGAGCUGCCCCUCGGCGCUGGAGACUACGUGCUCGUGUGGGGGCCCAUGGACGAGGACGGCUUCUGCGACGGCGAGCUGCUCGACGGACGGCGGGGCCUGGUGCCGUCCAACUUCAUCCAGAAGCUGGUGGGCGACGACCUGCUCGACUUCCACCAGUCGGUGGUGCAAGGGCUGCGCGCCGCGGCGCUGGAGUGCGACCCAGCGGCGGUGGAGGCGGCGGCGGCGGCGGCGGCGGGCGGGCAGCCCGUCGACGACCUCGCCUCCGCCGCGCACGACGUCGUCAUGAUGGAUGAGGCGCUUGCCAAACGAGGACUUGGUGACCUCACAUUGCAAGAACUUGAGGACAUUCUGGAGGAGGAAGAUGAGAGCCUCGACCAAUCAGGCGAGGGGCCAGACCUGUUCUUCUCGGUGCUAGUCCCGCCGCCCAAGCAGCUCACCCUCGAGCGGCAGCUGCACAAGAGCGUGCUCAUCAGCUGGUCGCACCCUGACGGCUGCCCGCCCGCCGCCGUGGACAGCUACCACGUGUACGUGGACGGCGUGCUCAAGACUACCGUCAAGGCCACGGAGCGCCCGCGCGCCCUCGUCGAGGGCGUCGAUUCCACUAGGCCACAUCGCAUCAGUGUUCGCUCAAUUACUCCAAAUCGAAGAACGUCUCGUGAUGCUGCAUGCACCAUGUUAGUGGGAAAGGAUGUCCCACAAGCUCCAUCAAAUGUAAAAGCAGGAAAUGUCACCAGUACAUCAGCUGUUAUAAGCUGGCUGCCUGCCAACUCAAAUCAUCAACAUGUUGUUUGUGUCAACAAUGUGGAAGUGCGCACUGUCAAACCUGGUGUAUAUAGACAUACAAUAACAGGAUUGGCCCCAAACACUGUGUACAGAGUAACAGUACGAGCAAAAAAUAUUCGGCAACAAACACAAAGUUUUGAUGAGAAGACAUCUACUCUUCAAAUGGAGCGCUGCUCAGCACAUAUAGACUUUCGAACUCUACCAAAGGGCCUCCCCGACCCGCCGGUGGAUAUCCAGGUGGAGGCAGGCCCUCAGGACGGCACGCUGCUGGUCACGUGGCUCCCGGUGGCCGGCGGCGGCGGGGUGCACACGAACGGCGCGCCCGUCACGGGCUACGCCGUCUACGCCGACGGCAAGAAGGUCACCGACGUCGACAGCCCCACAGGCGAUCACGCGCUCAUCGACAUCAACAAGCUUCUGGGGCUGAACCCGCGCCAGGUGACGGUGCGCACCAAGUCACGUGACAGCCAGAGCUCCGACAGCCUGCCCACUAGCAUCCCGGGCAGCAUCCUGCGCAAGGGGGCGAAGGACGGGCGCGACGGGCUGAAGGACGAUCGGCGCGGGCGGUUCGGGCCGGGCGCGGGCGCGGGCCCUCUGCGCCAUCACGCGGGCGGGCGCGCGCGCCUCGACGCGCACGGCCAGCUCGUCAUCGAGCCCGACGAGAGCCUCAGCGACAAGGAGGUGUACCCCGCCAACCACAUGAACAUCCCCGCCAUUGAGAUCACGAAGGACUCCGCGAGCGAAGCCAACUUCAGCGAGGACGACUACCUGGACCGGCGCGGCGGGCGCUACGGCCACCACAUGGGCGGCGCGGGGGCGGGGCCCGGCGCCACGCACUACACGCCGCGCAGCCACGCCGAGCGCGGCCGCCCGCCCCCGCUGCCACACGAGCGCGCCGGCCGCCAGGACUACGGGCCCCGCGACGCGCGCCGGGACGAC